Lolium perenne is the source of this 943-nucleotide messenger RNA. Its product is annotated as chemocyanin. Lineage: Eukaryota; Viridiplantae; Streptophyta; Magnoliopsida; Poales; Poaceae. Gene Ontology annotation, molecular function: electron transfer activity. Gene Ontology annotation, cellular component: plasma membrane. The record is from RefSeq and is a predicted model, not a curated record.
AACCGCGGGCCAUCAGUCCUGUCACUUGCAUUCAGUCCUUGCACUCGCAUUCCACUGCCAAAACCUCGAGGACCUAGGUCGGUGAUCCCUGAGCUUGUUGCCAUGGCUGGACGUGGACUUCUUUUAGCUGCUGGUCUCGUGCUCCUGGCCGCGGCCGCCCCGGCGGCGUACGCCGUGGACUACACCGUCGGCGACUCGUCGGGCUGGACCGGGGGCGUGGACUACAGCACCUGGGCAAGCGACAAGACCUUCAACGUCGGCGACACGCUCGUGUUCCAGUACGGCGCGUCGCACAACGUGGCGGAGGUCGGGUCGGCGGACUACAGCGCCUGCUCCUCCACCAACUCCAUCCAGUCGUACAGCGACCAGGACAGCAAGAUCAAGCUCACCAAGCCCGGCACGCGCUACUUCAUCUGCGCCGCCGCGGGCCACUGCGCCGGCGGCAUGAAGCUGGCCGUCACCGUCGCCCCCGCGGCCACCAGCACUCCCACCCCAACGGCGCCCGCCGCGACCCCCGCCGCGCCGUCGGAGACGCCCUCCGAGACCAGCCCCGACCCCGAGACGCCCUCGACGUCUACUACGCCGGCCGCGACGACGACCAACACGCCGGCCUCCGGUAAAACGGCCGACAGCGUCGGCGGAGCCAGCGGUAUGGAGGCCCGCUCCGUGAUGGGCGCGCUCGUUGGGGCCGCGGGCCUCGUGGGCCUCGCCCUCAUGGGCUAGGCGAGAGGCAGUGCUGCUUAUUUGUUUCCGUUAUCUUCUCCGGCUAUCAGGUCCGAGUUUUCUUCCGAGUUGCACACUGUGUGCUGCUGUAGCAAGUAGCAACUCUAUCUGGGGCCAUUCCGCGCUUCCCAGUUGCCUCGUAUUGUGUUCGGUAGUUCAUCCGAUUCGAUCGCGACUCUAUGUUUGUACGACCACUUUGAUAUACACUCCCUCUUUGUGA